Messenger RNA from Beta vulgaris subsp. vulgaris (sugar beet), 2494 nucleotides. Its product is annotated as DEAD-box ATP-dependent RNA helicase 17. The record is from RefSeq and is a predicted model, not a curated record. NCBI's taxonomy places the organism in Eukaryota, Viridiplantae, Streptophyta, Magnoliopsida, Caryophyllales, Amaranthaceae. Gene Ontology annotation, cellular component: nucleus. The transcript is spliced from 10 exons. Gene Ontology annotation, biological process: ribosome biogenesis. Bases 172 to 1956 code for a protein of 594 amino acids. Gene Ontology annotation, molecular function: nucleic acid binding; RNA helicase activity; ATP binding.
CCCAAAAACCAAUUGAGCUAGAUAUUUUUCCGUUACUGACCUAAACCUCAAUUGACGUCGUCCAGGGUUAAACCUCAAGCAAGUAACGUUAAACCCUCAAACCGCCAAGCUUGUGUUUCCAUUUCCCCCAAUUUCAAUUUUCAGCCCCCAACCAAAAAAACCGAAACACAAAUGAAGGUUACCCAGAAAACUCAGAAUCAACCGCAGCAACAAAUUGACGACGAAGUUUUUGCAUCAUGCUCAUUCUCCAGCCUCGGCCUUCAACCUUCCUUAUGUGACCAACUAAAAGAGAGAUUAGGUUUCGAAGGUCCUACUCAAGUUCAAGCUCAAGCAAUUCCUGUUAUUUUAUCUGGGCGCCAUGUACUUGUUAAUGCUGUAACUGGGAGUGGCAAGACGGUUGCGUAUUUGGCUCCAAUUAUUCAUCACUUGCAGAAGUACGAGCCUCGAAUUCAGAGGACGGAUGGUACUUUUGCGUUGGUACUUGUACCAACGCAUGAGUUAUGCUUGCAGGUCUUGGAAACUCUACAAAAGCUGCUACACCGAUUUCAUUGGAUAGUUCCAGGGUACAUAAUGGGUGGUGAAAAUAGGUCAAAAGAAAAGGCGAGGUUGCGAAAAGGUAUAACUAUACUUGUUGCAACUCCUGGCCGUCUUUUGGAUCACUUAAAGAAUACAUCAUCUUUCUUGCAUACUAAUUUGCGCUGGUUAAUAUUUGAUGAAGCUGAUAGGAUAUUGGAAUUAGGAUAUGGUAAAGAAAUUGAAGAGAUACUUGAUUAUUUUGGCUCAAGGAAAAACAGGUCUAAUGGUCAAGAAAGUGGGAAGUCUAAUGUUUUUGAAUUUCAAAGGCAGAAUCUACUUUUAUCAGCUACCUUAAAUGAAAAGGUCAAUCAUCUUGCCAAAAUUAGUCUAGAAGAUCCAGUUAUGAUUGGUCUUGCUGAAAGGAAGCCCCACCAAAAUCCUUCUUCCGUGCAUUUUGGAUCUGAGGAUGAGGAGGAUGAGGCAGAAUGCAGCAAGAGAGUUAUAGAUUCCUCAAGUGGAGAUUACAACCUCCCAUCUCAACUUAUUCAGAGAUACGUCAAAGUGCCUUGUGGUUCACGGCUUGCAGUUCUACUUUCUAUUCUCAAGGAUCUUUUUGAAAGAGAAGCUGCCCAGAAGGUUGUUGUCUUCUUCUCGACUUGUGAUGCUGUGGAUUUCCACUACAAUCUUCUAAAGGAGUUUCAGUGGCCGCCUAACUCUGUGAAAGAAAACGAGGAGAAGCGGCUCUUUAUGAACUGCAAAACUUUCCGCUUACAUGGGAACAUGAAUAAUGAGGAGCGAAGGACUACAUUUCAUUCCUUUAAAACAGAAAAAUCUGCUCUUCUACUAUCUAGCGAUGUUGCUGCAAGAGGCUUGGACUUCCCUAAAGUUAGAUGUAUCAUACAGUAUGACUCUCCUGGAGACGCCACUGAAUAUGUUCAUAGGGUUGGUAGAACGGCUCGAUUGGGUCAGAAAGGAGAUUCGUUGUUAUUUCUACAGCCCAUCGAAAUGGAUUAUUUGCAAGAUUUGGAAAAACAUAAUGUAUCAUUAGCAGAAUAUCCACUAAAAAAGGUGUUGGAUAGCUUCCCAUUGUAUGGUCAAAAGCACCUUUCAAAGAGGCUUGUUUCAAUUGAGAUGCAUCCCUGGUUAGUCGGUCUACAGAAGGCUCUGGAGGCAUGUAUCUUUACAGAGUCAAAGCUGAGCAAGAUGGCGAAGUCUGCGUUUGUUUCUUGGAUCCGAGCGUACACAGCCCACAGAGGAGAGCUUAAACGGAUAUUUACGGUGAAGAAUCUCCAUCUGGGUCAUGUUGCUAAAAGUUUUGCCCUGAAAGAUCAGCCUUCUUUGGUGGGGAAGUCAGUACACCAGCAGUUGAAAAAGAGGAAAAAGAGUGAGCAGAAGCGGACAGGACAGUGGAAGAAGAGGAAGGUCACUGUUAAAACAUAAAUGCUAGGUGAAAGGACGGAAGGUAGCAAAUCUUCUUCAUCUUUUUGCUGACAACUCGGCAUAUAAUUUAGAUAUAUGGUGCUGCAUAAAGACAAUUAUGGGGCAUGUGAUAUGUUUGGUGAUUUGGUCAAGACCCAAGUGGUGAGAGGUUCGUUUUCUUUUAACUUAUCUUUCCCAAAUCAAAGCUUACUAGUUGGCCUUGAAAAUGAUUGAGCCAAGUUCCAAAGCUACUUUCGACCAUUUAGCCCUUCGGCCUCUUCCUUGAAAUUUUGUCCUUUGAUAACCUGGUGGUUCAUCUGUCAUUCGACCGAGAGAUUUAUGUACAUUAUUAUGUGAUUCUCUUGGUUUGAUAACCCUUCUUCAUCAACGCGAUAUUGAUAUUUCAUUUUUGAGCUAAUCUAGAAGUUUAUAGCACUUGUCAUAUGAUUGUAAUAUAUCUAAAUAUGCUUUCAAAUGUGAAAGGGACUACACAGACUAAGGGAGAAAGUCUUUAACCAUCAAGUUUUACUCUUCUAAUGAUGUGAUCAAUUUUGUUGAA